AUGUACUCCCUGUGGAAAGAGGUAAGUGACCAAAUAAAAAAAAAAGCGGAAAAUUUAAAUACGACAUUUCAAGAAUUAGGUACAAACAAUAUUACUAAGUCGAGUUGUAAUAAUGAAGAAUAUAAUAGCGAUGGUAAAAUAAGUGAAAACAAUGAAGACAAAAGUUAUAAAGAUAGCUUACAGGAUAAAAUAAAUAUCAUAAAUAAUAAAUAUAUAAAUAAUAAAGACUUUUCGGAGUUACACUAUUACAAUGAAAAGUUUAUGAGCGGCUUUAACAAUAUAAAAAAAAUUGUAGGGGAUAUAUAUAAAGAUAAGCUGAAUAACACAAGUGGGGAUAGCAAUAACAGCGGUAAUAACAGAGGCAAUAGCAGCGGUAAUAACAGAGAAAAUAACAGAGGAAAUAACAGAGGCAAUAAUAGUGGAAAUAACAGAGGCAAUAAUAGUGGAAAUAACAGUGGCAAUAACAGAGAAAAUAACAGAGGAAAUAACAGAGGUAAUAACAGAGAAAAUGGUGGCACCAGUGGCAGCACUUAUGGAAGCAGCAAAAUUAAUAGCAGCACCAAUAGUAAUAAGAAUAGCAGCGGGAACAACUGUGGUAACCUUGGAAACGAUGCGGACGACAGAUCAGCAAGUAAUAAAAAAUUUUAUCUCUCUAAAAUUGUUCCAUGGAAAAAAGCAGAUAUUAUGAUUUCGAAAAUUUACAGGAAGAAAUACGACCAAGGAUUUCCAUUAAAUUUACCUGAUCAAAAUUUGAAAAAAGAGGUGUAUCAAAAAAUAUUAAAAUUAAAUUUAGAUAGAAAUAGAAUAUAUAAUACCAAUAUUUUACAGGAUUAUAAUUUUAACUGGUUAAAGAAAAAAGAACAAAGUGAACAAAUCAUGAAAGAAGAUAAUAAUUUAUUAAGCACCAAAAAUUUUUUAGUUCCUUUUUAUAUGCAUGAAACUGAUUUUUGGAAGUCGUACUUUUUUAACAUUGAUAUUAUAUAUAACGAAAUUGCCGAUGCCAUUUACGAAAAGCAUGUGAGCAGACAAAUGAGCAAACAGUCAAACGAACAGAUAAACAUGCUAAGUGGUAGCUCUAAUUCGGCCUUUCCCUUGGAUAUCAGCGGAUUCAACAGUCAGAGAAACUUUCACAGGGAUGAACACAAUAACAUUCGAAGAAGCAGUCGAAACAGUCGACGAAGCAGUAGACGAAGCAGUAGACGAAGCAGUAGACGAAGCAGUCGACGAAGCAGUCGACGAAGCAGUCGACAUAGUGAUCUCCGCGUCAGUCCCAAUGAUGGUAAUGCUCAAAUCAAUAUAGACCAAGCUUGCAUCCCAAAGAACGAGAAAUCCUCUGAACGUAGUAACCAAUGUAGUAACCAAAGCUGUAAAGGAACAAACAGAGUAAGCACCGGUGGGAGGUUAGAAAAGGAAAACAAUGCAGUAAACUCACUUGAUGAGAAGAGUUAUGCUACUAAAAGAGAUCAUGAUAUACACCUGGAUACUAUAGACAAUUGUGCUAAUUUAAAAAGUGUAAAUAACAUAAAUAGCUAUACGAAUUCAAAUAGUUUGUUUGAGUUAAAUCAUUCUAUAAGUAAAAAGAAUAAAGAAAAGGUGAUACUUAACAAAGAAGGAGAUACAUAUUCAAGGACUACGUUACGUGGUAAUCCUCAUAAUAAUAUAAUUGGUUUAUCUAAGAAAGAUAACAGUACAGAUGAAUACGUAUCAAUGUCGUCAUUUGAUGGAAAAGGUUCCAUAAAGAAGACCAAAAUAAAUGGGUUAAACUUCUAUAUGGACAGAGAUGUUUACAUGCACUUAAGCGAAAAGAUGAGCAGCCUGAACAACUUUUUGGCUCAUCAAACGCAUACUCGUAAAAGUUGUAAUAAUGGUAGUGAUAUCACCCGAUGGUGUAAUAACAGCAAUGGUAGCAAAAAAGAAGACACUGGCGUAUCCUCUGAUAAAUUUCACUGUGAUAGCAUUUCGUUUGAAGAACAAAAUAGUGAUAUGCCCGAGCAAAAUGUAAAACUAAAUGAUGCACCAAAUUUAAGUGCUCCAAUAAAGGAGAUGCUCAUUAAUGAGGGUACUCCUCUACAGAAGGAAAAAAAUGACAAAAACGAGAAAAAUGAUAAAAAUGAUAAAAAUGAUAAAAACAAUAAAAUACCAUCAGAGCCUAAUUCAGAACAGAAUUUAAAAUUAUUGAAUGAAUCACAUGAAGUAAGUGAAAGGAUUUGCGGAAUGGAUGUUCAGAGUAACAUAGACCAGCAUUCCUGCUUUUACCAGGGAAUAUGUAAUUUAACAGUAGAUGAACUGUUCCAUAGUAAUUCUAAUAUAAGAGUAAAUAACUCAGGUAGAAAUGAGAACAAGCAGCAGCAAAGAUUCGCUACGGAAGAGAACGAACAUGUUAUAAAUAGGAAAGGAAUAGAAGCAGAACGUGUAGAAGUAGAACACGUAGAAGAAGAACACGUAGGAGCAGAACGUGUAGAAGUAGAACACGUAGAAGUAGAACACGUAGAAGCAGAACACGUAGAAGUAGAACACGUAGGAGCAGUGUCAAUACAUGAUAACUUGCCAUGGGAAGGUAUGGUACAUAUUGGUACGGCAAUCGAGGAAGGUUCAUGCAGAAAAGUAAAGGCGUAUUCCUCGCACGAGAUAGAAACAAAACGAAACGAACUUGACAAGUGUAGUUUAACAACAAAAAAUAUAUUAUCAGGAGGAAUAAAGACGGAUGAAAUUUUGUUUUACCCCAAUGAACUUGAUAAUGUCGUUUCUACUGACAUGAAAAAUAGAGAAAAGCUUGUUCCUAUGGUUGAUAAUCUUAAAAAAAAAAAUGAAUCAUUAAUUUUUGAGUUAAAGGAAAAUAAUAGUGAACCAUUGCAUUCAUUUCGUAAUAACAUUGAUGUGAGUAGCAUCGUGAAUGGUAAAAAUAAUGAAAUGGAUAGCAAUAAAUAUAAGCGGCAUGUAGAUUCUAUAUUUCCCUCUACAAAGGAGGCAAACUUUUUAGGCGUCCAUGAGAAUUACAUAAAUAGGGGAAAUAAUUCUGGUUCAAACUACGGUAGCAACAAUAUGCUUAGCUUUAGUUUCAAUAUUAAUUCUAAUGGUUCUACAAAUGAAAUAGCUAAUGAAUGGGAAGGUGAGAAUACAUUUGUUCAUAAUAACCAGCACGGUACAAGUAUAUUGGAGCUGUCCAAGGAAAGGAACAAAAUGAAAGAGGAAAGAGUAGUGGAAGGAGAGGAAGACGAGACGGUGAGUGUAAAGGAGUAUUCCCUGCCCGUUGAGCAUAUUAAUAAAAUAAGCUGCAAACGAAAUAACGAAUAUUAUGAACACGGGAAAAAUGUAGAGAUAAAGAACAAGAUGAAUGUUGAGGGUAACUUGGUGGAUGUGUGUUCGAAUAAAAUAAAAAAUGAUACAUAUGACUUGUUUAAAUCAGAUGAUAUAAACAUAGACGAUAUAAAUUUUGCUGACGAUAUGGAAUUUGAUAUAGACUCGAAUAAAUUUGACGCUGCGGAAUUAGAGCAGUUUGAAAAGGACUUGUUAAAUGCUUCAAUUAUUUGA
Messenger RNA from Plasmodium malariae, 3531 nucleotides. Its product is annotated as BSD-domain protein, putative. Bases 1 to 3531 code for a protein of 1176 amino acids. NCBI's taxonomy places the organism in Eukaryota, Apicomplexa, Aconoidasida, Haemosporida, Plasmodiidae. The transcript has a single exon. The record is from RefSeq and is a predicted model, not a curated record.